AAUCCUUUUUCUUUUCAUGUUUUUAUUUUUCUAAUGAUGUUUCGAGUAAGAAUAAAAUGAAUUAGUUUCGAGUGUUAAAUUUGUUUGAAUUUUCGAUAAUGAUUUCGUGUUUUAAUUCGAUUGAAUCGGUUUUAAUUAUGGAAGAGUAGACCUGUGUCACGUAAGCCAGUAAUGGCGGUGCUUAGGCACACGCCUAGAUAAUGGUGUGAAUUUAGGGAAAAUUCUUCUUAGAUAGGACUACUAUAUAGUCAUGGAAAUUGACUCCGUCUUAGUUUAUUAAAUCAAAAUUGUCAAGGCUAAUUUAUACUGUCAAUUGCCCGUGAAAAAGAUGAUUAGAAGCAUUAUUUCCUUUAAAAUGAACGAGCUGUUUUUCAAGAUUUGAUAUUUUAUCUUGUCUAUAGUCCUAAACUCCUAAUUCAAUAAUGUUGCUAAAAAUCGUCGUCGCAGUGGUUGCAUUUCUUCCUCUGAUUCUACUCACUGAUCAAAAAAAAUUAUCCGCACCUGUAAUCACUUUGCGUCCAAAGGAUUUUGCGAUACCAUUUCCGGGACAAAGGGUUUAUGUGACUUGCGAUGCUACCGGUGAGCCCAUCCCUGCGCUCGAAUUUGGCAAGCUUCCUAGAUUUCUAACGGAUAAACCGGGGAAAAGACCUCUGGUCAACGGUAACGGAAGUAUUUUCUACCUCAUUCCAUCUAUUCAAAGGGUCGACGAAGGCGAUUAUUAUUGCGAUGCUAACAAUUCUGUCGGUUACGAUUCUCAAAUGAUACAAAUCUAUUUAAAUGAAACUGGCCUCACAUUCGAUAGAAGUAAUAUGACCAUCGAACCGAGUACGUUUACUGGUAUGACAGAAUAUCCGAUUUUAUUAAACUGUUCCGUCGAGUCGACAGUUCCUGCAAAGAUUACAUGGUCACGUUUCCCUAACCUACCGGUAUGGCCCUUCGCGAAAAUGAUCGAUAAUGGUAAAGGAUUACUUUUCAUCGAAUCAGCGCGGGAAGAAGAUUCGGCUGUUUACCUUUGUACCGCAGUUGCCGAAGAAAAUGGAGAUCCAUUAAUUCGCAAAGAAGUUUUGGUCACUAUCCUCCCUAACAAUGGAACAUCUCCUAAACGAGUGAUUUUUGAUGGAAGUAAAAUUGAAUACGUCUGGUAGAAUAAUUCUUCGCAUGUGCUGACAACUUCUCCAUCGCUCGAUUGGAUCCAUCAGGAUAAACUUUAUUUUUAAAAAUUAUGUUUAAAAUAAUUUUUUUUUUUUAAUGUGACUCGAUCGAAUAAAAUUUUUUGCCUAUUACAUUGUAAAAACUGUGAUUAUGAUUUUACUUAUCAUUAUUUUAAUAUUUUCUUUUAAAAAGUACCUAUACUUAAUUCACAUAGUGAUUGGUUAAUAAAUUCUGUGGAAUACUU
This is a messenger RNA of Planococcus citri (citrus mealybug), 1396 nucleotides long. Its product is annotated as hemicentin-1-like. The transcript has 8 exons. NCBI's taxonomy places the organism in Eukaryota, Metazoa, Arthropoda, Insecta, Hemiptera, Pseudococcidae. Bases 423 to 1145 code for a protein of 240 amino acids. The record is from RefSeq and is a predicted model, not a curated record. Gene Ontology annotation, cellular component: neuron projection.